AGGCCAGGAGCUGAGUGGGAUGAUAACAGGAGACCAGGGCCAUUCAAGGGGAGCACUGUCUCUAAGUGGAUCCCCUGCUAAGGAGGUGUGCCAUCAUGCGGGUUUCAAGUCAUCCAGAGCAGGGUGGAAGUGAACUGAACUCUGAUGACGAAUUCCUUGGGCUUCCUUUGCUGACUUCGCCACCUCAGUUUAUCGCCGGACAUUUGGAAGAUUUGGAAGAUGCCCUCCUGUGUCCUGACCUUCCACCUGCCUACCACACUGAUGACAGCGAAGACCACAGCAGUGAGGACAGUGAGGGUGGCCAUUCUGAUGACAGCAAUGACAAGCAUGGCAGCAGGCAUGAUGACAGUGACUAUCACAGCCAGGAUGAUCACACCAAUGAUGUCUACAGCAAAGGCUAUGUCAAACUGCAAGAACAAGGAAUGUGCACAGCUUGCUGUCACCUUUGCAAUAUGCAAACUAAGUGGGAACUCAGCCACAGAAAAGCCACAGAGAGAAGAGGAAAGGCUGUAGAAAUGAAAGCAAAGGAGCUAGAAGUGUACCACGAGUGUGAAGCAAGAUGUCAAUGGAAAGAUCGUGAAGCAUUAUUUUCAGGCUCUGUUUUUCAUGAAGGGGUCACCAUGUCAGUGUCGGGUCUCCCAGAGAGCAGUGGACAGGACACGAGUUCUGAUGAAGGAGGCCUCAUGUCCCCCCAGUUUGUGCCAGGACAAUUGGAAGAUUUGGAAGAUGCCCUUCUGUGUCCCAAGCUCCAACCUGAUGUGGACAUGGAUAUGGAAGAAGAGGGAUUCGCUUUGCUGGAUGCGUGGAGUUAG
Phascolarctos cinereus (koala) is the source of this 812-nucleotide messenger RNA. RefSeq lists its product as uncharacterized. Lineage: Eukaryota; Metazoa; Chordata; Mammalia; Diprotodontia; Phascolarctidae. The record is from RefSeq and is a predicted model, not a curated record.